Molecule: messenger RNA, 396 nt
Organism: Parnassius mnemosyne (clouded apollo)
Lineage: Eukaryota; Metazoa; Arthropoda; Insecta; Lepidoptera; Papilionidae
Source: the annotation of a GenBank genome assembly
AUGGAGUGUCAAAAAUGUAAAAAGAAUUUAGCUAAAAGAGGAUCUCACUUCAUUUGCCAAGGACCGUGUCAAGGAACUUUUCAUGGAGGUUGUGUUAAGGGUCUUACGGCGGACAUAAAAAAUGGGAGGAAUCGGAUCUAUUGUAAUAACUGUGAAGACGAUGGAUCUGAAGAAGAAGAACAAGAGGAAUACUCACAGGACUUCACUAAAAUUCUUAAGGACAUACAGCUAAAAGUGGUUGCCAUUCCCGGGUUCAAAAAACAACUUGAUUCCAUUACGCAAAGUUUGAGUAUGCUUUCCGAUAAGUAUGAUAUAUUGAUCGUAGAACAUGAACAAUCAAAAGAUAAAAUACAUAAGCUUGAGAAAACUAUCGCCGAUGUCUAUGUCAUCUCGUAA